UCCACAGCAUUACUUCGACUCAUACCAGUCGUGGCGUCCUCAGUUUGACCCUACGCACUGGCAGUCUAUUUCCACGUAAUUAUCGGUGGGGUAGUAACUUUGCGAUGUUGUCACACUAAUGUUGUGUGCACUGUAUAAGAAUGUAGUUCAACAGGACUAUUUCCCACUGUGAUUUCCCGUCGACAAUGGACGCGCUCAAACGCUUGCGACAGUUCUUUGGUCUUGUCGGUGGUGCACUAGGUCGCGGUGACCGAGCAUCUCUUGUUCAGCUUUCGGACGAUGGUAUUCCUGCAAGCCCGACUCCGAUUGUUGACACUCCCAAUAGAACUUCCGAUGAUCAGUUUUCAAAUGGAUGCCUCCCUAGUACUUCUGACUCAGAGGAUUCUAGUAGUGCUCUCUGUAUCAAAUCAAGUGAUAUCCUCAGGCAAACCAGCUACCCGGUCGCCUCGGGUGGUCUUGGAGAUGUUUACAAGUGUACAUGGAACUGCGGCGCAAGUUCGGAUGAGGUCGCGGUCAAAUCCCCACGGUUCCCAAACCUGAGUGAUCGUGAAUAUGUUAGAAUCAAUAAGAACCUUGACCGCGAGAUCAGUAUAUGGGCUGCGUUGAAGCACCAAUAUGUUUUGCCCUUACAUGGCACUGUAGAACAGUUCGGCCCAUUUCGCGCAUUGGUUUCCCCCUGGAUGCCGAACGGGACUUUGAACUCUUACCUUAGUGCCCAUGAGACCCUCUCAAUGGUGGAUAGGCUUCGGCUGCUUAAACAAAUUACUGAGGGGCUCCAGUAUCUCCACGACCACAACGUGAUACACGGUGACCUCACCAACAAUAAUGUUCUGGUUGCUGCCGAUGGAUCUCCUCGUCUUGCAGAUUUCGGCAUCUCCAAUCUCAUGGUGCAAACCAACCCCGCCUUUUCCUACCACACCGGUGCAGUACGUUGGGUCGCUCCAGAGCUCAUUAACCCCCCGGAAGAUCAGCCCAUACAAUGCGCGACUAAAUCUACCGACAUGUAUGCUCUCGGCGGUAUCAUGCUUCAGGUCCUAUAUGGGAAACAGCCUUACUGGUGGCUGAAGUUCGCCAUACAUGUUAUUUCUGCUAAGUUCAGACAUGUAGAGCCCAUCGACUCCUCCAUUGAAAUCCAACCUAAUCACCUGGAUUUCAUGCGGCGGUGCUGGUCGACGACAAAGGAGGAUCGUCCGUCAGUAGAAGAGGUGAUAAAUUACCUUCAAGAAGCACUGCCAGUCGAAUGAGACUUCGUGUCUAUAUUGGUUCUGAAGCUAUCCUCUUGCUUGUCUUUAUGUUAAUUCCGGUUGUGUCCUAUGACUAUUUAUCAUGUUGCUCUAUGUA
Molecule: messenger RNA, 1341 nt
Organism: Suillus subalutaceus
Lineage: Eukaryota; Fungi; Basidiomycota; Agaricomycetes; Boletales; Suillaceae
Product: kinase-like domain-containing protein
Exons: 9
Coding region: 186-1244 (352 amino acids)
Biological process (GO): protein phosphorylation
Molecular function (GO): ATP binding; protein kinase activity
Source: RefSeq, a predicted model, not a curated record